GUUCAAAUGCGAUCUCUACUGUGUACACUACAACAUACUGUUAAAUGAUGGUAAAUCCGUUACAAAAAUGAGUUUUUUCGCUGGUUCGGGUUUCGUGUAUUCCGGCAACGUGAAUUUAAAACACGAGGAAGACAAGAUACAAGUGAAAUUAUUCCAAAGUUCUAUCCGGACCUUACCCAGGGAUUUGGAAGGUGGCAAUCAAAAUAAGUUCGGCGUUCUGGCCAGGACAAAGAGAAGCAAAAACAGAAAAAUCAAUCUAGACUUUCAGUCGGUUUGGUAUGACGGAGUUGUUGAAGAAGCCGGUGAAGACAAUUCGAGUCAGUCAGCUGGAUACGGUUUGAGGAAGGCAUCUAGCUUGGAUAGUUUACUAGAAUCUAGUAGUCCAAGGAGUAGAGGCAGGCAGGUUACGAAAGAUAUGAUUUCUGGUCCCAGAAGUCCCAGAAAAAUUAUAAACUGGAACAAUGUAGUGAGUGGGAUUCAGGCGGUAACGGAAUUGAAUUCUUCCGAAGAAACGGUAAACGAGACAGAUUCCGACAAAGAGGCUUCCGGUGAUAAUACUCAAGCUUCUGAGGACAUUGAAACUACUCCCAUUCGCAAUGUUGGCGAACACCAAGACAAUAGUUCAGUUACAGCUGAUGUAGUUAAUGUUAGUGAUAUCUGCGAAGACUUUGACAGUAACACCAAAGAAGAUAUUAUUCUGAGAAGGAAACAGCCAAAUAAUAUUACUGAAAAAAGCACUGGAACCGACUCUACCGACAAAAAUGAAUCAAGAACGAGGGUUGAAGAUGACUGCACGGAUCAUAUCCAGUCAAACAUCCAUUCAGAGGAGUUUUAUGAGGCUAAAACACUCGACAGAUAUAAGAGAAGAAAUAUACUCAAAACACAGUUGUCGCUUUCGCCUGAAACUGAAAAGAGUGUUAUGAAAAGUUCCAUUGGAAUUUCGGCUGAGAGUGAUUCAGAUGAUUCGAGUGCUGAAUCAUUAAUUGGCGCCGAAAAGACUAGAGGAAAUGUUGAGCUAAUACCAGUCAACAAGGAAGGCGAACUAACCGACAUCAUGGCAAAAGAAAUGAUGAAAAUUUACCAAAAUCAAGAUAACAGUAGAAACAAUUUGGAUAUAAGUAAUGUUGACGCUACUCAAAACGAAUAUAUUUCUAAUGACCUGAAUGACAGUACGUAUAAACCAACUUAUGAAAUCAUCACUGCUGAAGAUGAAUCGAAGGAACCGCAAGGAAUUUCUGUGGAUUUGGAUCAUCCAAAAAAAUCUGGUGAUGAAGUCGACUCGGGGAUCCGUUCCAUUUUCGCAAAGGACAUCAAUUGGGAAAUGGAAUCUGAUUCUCCUUUCGCGGUUAGAACACUCGACAGGUAUCCGAAGAAAAUUAUGCCACAACCACAGUUUUCCAUUCCGACACCUGACCUCCAAACUAUUGACUUCAAUCUGGAAAGGAGAGGCAAAGGAAAAUUUAGGCGGAAACCUAUCAGAAAACAGGACAUUUCAUCGCCAAUUAAUUUCAGACAUAUUGGCCAUGUUGGGGUAGAGUUGAAACCUACAAAUUUAUCCCACAUGAGGUUUUUAUCCAGGUCAACAGAAGUUCUGAGAAACCUUCAGAUGACCAAAGAUGAACCGCUUCCACGUGGUGUCGGGCCAUUUCCUAGGGCGGAUGAUACUCAUUUUCUCUCUGCCGAUGUUCAAAUCAGAUCGAAUCGUAAUGGAAGUACUCAAAGACAGUCCAAAACAAUGGAUUUCGAUGUUCCCCGAAGAUCUCCAAGUAAAUCUCAAGAGUUUGACGUUAAGGGAGUUACAAAGGUUCACUUACCAUCAUCGAAUAUCCAAUUGAAACUGGAUAAGAAUGAGUAUAUCAAAUACCAGAAUAAUACCAUUUUCAUUGCCAACGAUUCUCUAGGAAAGUUGGAACCACUGAAAUCUUCGGUCAUCCUGAAAUCGAUGAAGAGUUUGAACAAAAGAGAAGUUGAGUUACGAGAUUCCAACAAUCAAGUAUAUCUCCUCAUCUUCGACUCAUCAAAGGAUUCGAAACAUUUCAUGGAAAAUGAAAAAGUCAGUAACCUUUUAGACAACAAAACCACUUUGUCUAAGACACUCUUGCGUCUGCUAGGAAAACGAUCCAGCCGUGAGGUGCUGGAGAAGAAAGGGAUCUACCAGAACGAGCCUAUUUUCGGCAACACACUGAGGAAUAUAUUCAGUUUAGGAAAUGAAGUGCCUACAUUCAUAACGAAAACCAUGGAACUCAUAGAGAGUGACGAGAACGUUACGAGUUUGGGUCUGUACAGAACUUGUGGAAAUCUGGCUACAAUCCAGAAAAUUCGGUUGGAGGUAGAUAAAGGAAAUUUGAACAUUUUGGAUGCGUAUUCCAAAGAUCCGGAUGUACUCACUGGGGCUUUGAAGCUGUUUUUCAGAGAGUUGAAAGAGCCUCUAAUGUCUUGCCAGACUUGUGAUAAUCUGUUGGGAAUAAUGAGAAAUGACAAAAAUUAUUCAAGUAAAGAGAAGUUGAUGAUUCGGACCAUUUUGAGCCACCUACCUGAAGCCAACUCGGCCACUCUCUCCGUAUUGUUGAAACAUCUCGUGGAAGUAGUCAAGUACAAGGAUCAAAAUAAAAUGGACUCUUACAACUUAGCCACCUGUUGGGGGCCUACCGUAAUAUUCGCUACCGAAUUCUCGGACAGCGCAAAGGACCUCGUUACCCAGUCAGCGGAAGCGACGAGACUAUUCGAUUCUUUAUUGACGUAUUACACAAUGUAUCCGGAAGAACUGGAUUUUCAAAAGAGAAAACAUGAUUUUUUGGAUUCCAACAAGAGUAUGUUGCAACGGGAAGACUCUAAAGACAGCAUUCACAGUUCGGACAGCAACGGCUCUAAGCUACAAAAGAAAAGUAAGAGUUUUGAAUUAUUGAUUUGUUUCGAGCAAGAGGUUACACGUUGA
This is a messenger RNA of Leptinotarsa decemlineata (Colorado potato beetle), 2935 nucleotides long. RefSeq lists its product as uncharacterized. Gene Ontology annotation, biological process: signal transduction; regulation of GTPase activity. Gene Ontology annotation, cellular component: cytoplasm. Lineage: Eukaryota; Metazoa; Arthropoda; Insecta; Coleoptera; Chrysomelidae. The record is from RefSeq and is a predicted model, not a curated record.